GCAUGAGACGUCACCAGUCGUGUUGCCUGAAUUUUGGCCCCUCCAAAAACCACCCCUCCUCCCUAGCUCUGUGCUGAGCUGAGCGUUACUUUCUCUUCGCCUUCACAACCAUUAAAACUCAACUCAGCAGCUUGUCGGCAGCACUGGGUUCCUCUCCUCCCUAGUUCGCACCGCCCGAGAAUCGUUUCGCUGCAAGCCAGCUGUAAAAGAGAGGGGAAAAGAGAGAACUCACCAAACAAGGGCACUCUGCACCAGGAAUAACCGUCCACCAUGCGCAUUACAUUGAACAUAACCAACCCCGAGGUCGAUGACCAGGACCUGCUUACCCUGGAAAUUUUUCCAGACAUGCCUGUUUCCAUACUCCGCGAAGCCAUUCAAGCCGAGACCGCGAUCGCUCCUACUUCCCAACAUCUUUACCACAACGGUCGCUUGAUCCAGGAUGAUACCAAGACGAUGGAGCAGCUGCAAAUUGCCGACGGUGAGAUGCUGGCGCUGCACGUGAGAGACAUGCAAGGAAGCACUGGUGUGCCGGAUCAGGGCAGAAGAGGUCCGCCGCGCCGACGACCGGGAGGGCAAGACCCAGAACUCAUCCGCCUUCAAAUCCUGGGCGACCCGAACCUGCGCGCCGAGGCCACCCGACAGCAGCCCCAGCUCGCCGCCGCUCUCGAUGACCCCCAGAGAUUCGCCCAGCUUUUCAACGACAGUUAUGACCGGGAGCAACGGGAGCGCGAGGAGCGCCAGAGGCAAAUUGCACAGCUGAACGACGACCCCUUCGAUAUUGAAGCCCAGGCUAAGAUCGAGGAAAUGAUCCGUCAAGAGAGGGUCAUGGAGAACCUCCAGAACGCCAUGGAGCACAAUCCCGAAGUGUUCGGGCGGGUACACAUGUUGUACGUCGACGUAGAAGUGAACGGUCAUAGAGUGAAGGCGCUCGUCGAUUCAGGAGCACAGGCCACGAUCAUGUCCCCGUCGUGCGCCGAGGCCUGUGGUAUCAUGAGACUUGUUGACAAGCGCUUCGCAGGAGUAGCCCGUGGAGUGGGCACUGCCAACAUCAUCGGCCGUGUACACUCUGCCCAGAUCAAGGUCGGCUCCAUGUUCCUACCUUGCAGUUUCACUGUGAUGGAGGGCAAGCAGGUGGAACUUCUCCUCGGUCUCGACAUGCUCAAGCGUUACCAAGCCAGCAUCGACUUGGCGAAGGACAAGCUGAUCAUACAAGGUGAAGAGGUGCCGUUCUUGGGCGAGGCUGAGAUUCCCAAGGAGAGCGAGGAAGCUUUAGAAGAGGAGCCUAGACUACCGGGACCGGCUGGCACAACCAUCGGUCAACGAUCUGGUGUUGUCAGCGGGCCGCAGAGUGCUGCUACCGCCCCGCCGCGACAGAAUCCUCCCCAGCAGGGUCAGCAGGGUCAGCAGGCGCCUCAGCAGCAGACUGCAGCUCCGAGCUUUCCCGAGGAACACAUUAACCAGCUUAUGGCUCUGGGCUUUCCCCGUGACGCCGCCAUCAACGCGUUGCAAGCAACGGGCGGCAACGUCGAGUUCGCCGCUGGUCUCUUGUUCGGAGCAUAGAUGUCCCCAAUCGCGGAUCGGCUUCUCUUUUGAGUUGAUCAUCGCAAGCCUGGUACAGGGCAUGAGUAAUUAGUUCCGGAACACUCGGGCUUGGGAGUCAGUUUGGAGUCUUCGUAUGGUGCCCAUGCGGCUUGACGCGAUAUUCAUGGAAGCAAUCGAUGGAGCCUUUUCACGCGCCAAGACCUCAAUGAUUCAAAUCUGUGCUGGCGCUGAACAACAGUCCUGCCAGGAUCGGCUUUCCGGCCUACACAUUGAUCCUCUACGGCUUUCUGUGACAGUGUCCUUGGAGCCAACGAGAAUAAAAAGCCCAUCACAAUAGGUGUCAUAGAGCGCGAGCAGCAUACCUUGACCAAGAUUAGAUGUUUGUUUCCCUACUGCAUCCGAGUAUGCGAAGAUCCACCCCCCGUAAACCCAGAAGAAAUCUAAGGACAUGUAACUUUUUGUUGCUUCUAAAAGAAGAUCUACCACCACCUGAGAAACGUA
Messenger RNA from Colletotrichum destructivum, 2043 nucleotides. RefSeq names its product Putative Ubiquitin-like domain, aspartic peptidase, active, peptidase A2A, retrovirus, catalytic. Gene Ontology annotation, molecular function: aspartic-type endopeptidase activity; protein binding. Bases 346 to 1560 code for a protein of 404 amino acids. The transcript has 3 exons. Gene Ontology annotation, biological process: proteolysis. The record is from RefSeq and is a predicted model, not a curated record. Lineage: Eukaryota; Fungi; Ascomycota; Sordariomycetes; Glomerellales; Glomerellaceae.